AUGAGUGGAAUGAUUGUCCGUGCUCUUAACUGGGACAUCGGCUAUGAGCAACGGUUCUUAGCUGUGAAUCCGUUGGGUGAUGAGGUGAUUCUAUAUCAAACCGAAAAUGAGGACCCAGCCGAGAAUUCGGAGAAUCUACUCAAAGUGCAUUCCCAUUCGGGCAUUGAACACAUCCAAUGUCUUGGUUACUCAAAGAUCCAUCCCGGUUGGACAGGUGUGGGUACAAUGGACGGAAUUGUACACAUCUUUGAUGUAACCAAGAACGAUACGUCCACAUUGAAACUUCGGCUGAAGCAACAUAGACCAUGCAAUUCGUUAUCCUUCAACAACAACGCGCUUGUGGCAGCCUCUUUUGACAAAAGUCGACAAGACAACUCCCUUCAAGUCUGGGACAUUGCAAAGCAUUCCCAAGUAUUUGCCAAUUCAGUUGAUGACGAUCAAGUCAUUAGACCCCACUACUCCUACUUGGCCAACGAGGCGACCUUAUCUACUGUCUUUGUCGGUAAUGAAGGCUCUGGAACGAACCUUAUGGCAGGUGGUUAUAAGCUUCUUCGAGAAUUUGAUUUGAGAGACUCCAGCAUGUCCCCGGUAUAUCAGGUUGCCACGAAGCUGACAAUGGACAUCACCUUAGAUCCAUUUCAACCGCACAUGUUCUCAUCCUUGAGUGAGGAUGGCUCUGUUUCUAUCUGGGAUAGAAGAAAGCUUGUUGGCAAAUCAAGAGGAUCUGUGUCAUCCGAAACCCCGGUGCUUCAGUUCACAAAGCUCUUGAGUGAUCUGCUGCGAAGAAAUAGCUCUCCAUGCUUCCGCUACUCCACCAUAAGACGAGGCGAGUUUGCCUCUGUAUUCAAUGGGAACUUGAUUCGAAGAUGGAAUACCGGUGUCGUUCCGCCGAUGAAAGAUUCCCCAAAUGUGACAACAUUCACUUCCAACGACACACUAUCAUCCUUGAAAUCUCAAUCUGUUCAAUUAUACGAUCCAAAUGACGAGUCGCUAUUUGUGGCACUUGUGCUUGAUUCAAAAACCGACUCGCCCAGGGUCAUUUCUUUCGACUACUCACCUGACAUUGAGUCGUCUACAUCGACUUAUUUCGUUUGCAUGAGAGAGAAGGGCUCCGUCUUUAGGAUGCCAGUAGUGGAGAGUAUUGAGUCACUCGACUUCAACUCGUACAAUGAGUUCUCAAUGGCCGGCCCAGAGGGAACUGCAACGAAGUUCUGGGAAGAUCGAGAACAAGUCAUGCCAGCAGGUGUUGCCGCGACCGAGGUCCAAAGGAAAGACUCAAAGUUUGAUCUGAAGAACGAUUCGUUGGCAGAGGUGACAUCAACAAUUGGCGAUGAAGAGAGCACAGAACCUGCAACCACAACUACCACACCUGCUCCAAGCUCCCUGCCUCUAGACAUUGUGAAGUUCGAGGAAGAUGAGAUCAUACCUUUGAAAAAAAUGCUUGAUCUUUCCAGCGUACUUGCAAACGAUGUCUGUGGCUUGAUAAGACAACGAGCACUCCUAGGCUACGGCGUGGACACAGAACAGAACCCUAAAAUUUUGGAGCAGGUAAGAGGAGUACAAACGCCUCUUCUGAUAAUGAACACGUGGAAAUGGUUGAACUUGGCCAAAAAGUCUCUUGACAAAGGCACAAUGGUCAGCGAGGGCGUUGACUUGGGCUACAUCGGCGUUUUGGGAGUUUGGAAAGGAAUCGAAGAAAUUGAGGGACAGAGGCGAGCUACUUUGAAGCAAAGUGUGACGGACCAACAAUUUAACAACGCAGUGAAGUCAAUCGUCUCAAAGAAGGGCGAGAAGUCGUCAGGAAUCAGUAUAUUCAGCACGAGUGAUCGCAAGAUUCAACGAAAGCUUUGUUUAAUUGUCAGUGGGUGGUACCUCACUGAAAAUGAGUUCGAUGAGAAGCUUGACCUACUUAUAAAAUCUGGGGAAGUCGAGAAAGCAGCUGGCUGGGCAGUGUUCCAUGGAAAUGUAGCCAGAGCAGUCGAAAUUUUGGCUCUGUCCAAGAAGGAGCGUCUCCAGUUAAUGUCAACAGCGGUUGCAGGCUACUUGGCUUAUAAAGACUCAAACACUAAUCUGCCUUGGAAUGACCAGUGCAGAAAGCUAGCUCUGGAGCUUGAUCACCCUUACCUCAGAGCCAUCUUUGCAUUCAUCGCAGAUAACGAUUGGUGGGAUGUUCUAGACGAGCAUGCUUUGCCUUUACGAGAGAGAAUCGGUAUUGCUUUGAGAUUCUUGUCUGACAAGGACUUGAAUCUAUAUUUGAACAGGGUUGCCGACACAGUGACACUCAGAGGUGAACUUGAAGGCUUGAUUCUCACGGGUCUCACGCCAAGAGGUAUAGACCUUUUGCAGUCUUUUGUGGACCGUACCUCUGAUGUCCAAACUGCCUCGUUGAUUGCACAAUUUGCUGUUCCUCGGUACUUCAGAGACCACCGAGUGGAUCACUGGAUUGAUAGUUACAGAAACCUACUCAACUCCUGGGGUCAAUUCAAACUCCGUGCCCUCUUUGACGUUGCAAGAACCAAGCUUGAACCGAAGGAAAAGAUCAUUUCUGACAUCAGGGGGAAGAUCGAACGUGAGCAAAAGCUCAUCCUGGGCUUCCAGGCCGUGAAAAGGAACACGGGCAAUUCUGAAGUCAUCCAGAGAUGUAAUAAUCAAAUCAGAGAAACACAGUCAAACAUCGAUUACCUUCAGGAAACCAUGGAGAAGCUCCUGAUGCAACAGCAGGAAACACAACAAACCUCGGAAGAACCCGAGGAACAGAACAGGCAACGUGUUUCCAGCUUCCAGCGCCCGCUCUACUCCAGGUUUGAUUUGAUCAAGUACGACUGCCCAUCCUUGGGGCACAAGAUCCAACACAUGCUCCAGCAACUCCAGUUCAAAUUGCAAGUGGAGAACCAGUACCGUGAGGCUAAUGAAAAGAUUUCUCACUUGUACUUGAUGGAUGGCGACAAGCUGUCCUCAAGUGCAGCUGAAGGCGGGAAGUUGGAGUCAGAUCAACGCAUCCAGUUGUUGAACAAGGCAUUGAAAAAAUACCAGGGAAUGCAUGUCAGCGUGGAGCUGGUCAACAGGGAUAUGGAAAUAAUGAACUUGCCAAAAUAUGCAAGAAAACCAUUCUCGGGUCGUUUGACGAUGAGCAUUACUUGUAUCAGGGACAUCGACCACAUCGCGUCACCCAAACUCAAAAAGAAGCCUGAAUCGUUCGUUUGCAUCAAGAUUGAUGAUGUCGAGAAAGCACGCUCUAAUGCUUCCCGUUCUGGCAAAUUCAACGAAGAUUUGAUCGUCGAUGUUGACAAGUCCAAUGAGAUGGAAAUCGCAGUGUAUGACAGGAAUGGCUCGCACAACGUCCCUGUCGCCCUCGCAUGGAUUCUCCUUUCAGAUAUCUCAGAGGAAAUCCGUAAGAAGAAGGUUGCUGCUGAAUCAGGCAACGACGGAUGGAUUCCCGCAUCUAGUCUACCAACAAAUAAUAAUGGCCCCUUCAGACCAAAUGUUGGUGGAACUGAUCUGUUUGGUUCAUCGAACUAUCUCGGCAAUAACGGCCUGAACUCUAACUUUGACGGCGACACUAUCGUCGAAAGUGCAAGGCCAUCACUGGAGACUUCUAGGAAUGUGCUGAUUUCUGCCUGGGUUAAUCUUGAGCCUGUGGGACAGAUUCUUGUGAGUUUGUCGUUUGAAAAGUCUAAGGGUGGCUCCAAGCCUAACUUCAUGGGUGCUUUGGGUCGUCACGGUGCCAUUCGUCAAAAGAAGGAAGAAGUCUUUGAGCAAUAUGGCCAUCAGUUUGUUCAAAAACAAUUCUACAAUAUUAUGUGCUGCGCUCUUUGUGGAGAGUUUUUACGUUACACUGGCUACCAGUGUCAAGACUGCCGCUUCUUAUGUCACAAGAAAUGUUACCAGAAGGUGGUCACAAAAUGUAUUUCUAAGAGUGGCGACAUGAAUGACGACGAGGAGAAAUUGAAUCACCUUUCAAACCGUGGUACUAAAUGGUGUUGUCACUGUGGCCACAUCUUGCCUUGGGGUAAGAAGAACGUCCGUAAAUGUUCUGAGUGUGGAGUCAUGUCCCACGCUCACUGUACCCAUUUGGUUCCAGACUUCUGUGGUAUGUCUAUGGAGAUGGCAAACCAGAUAUUGACAACCAUUAAAUCCACAAAGCCAUCCUCGAAAAGUCCUGCCAAGGUUGCCCAAGCAGUUCAGAAACAGAUUGAAGAAGCACCACCACAGCUUCCACCAAAAGCAUUCUCGGGGUCUCCUCAGAAAUCUGCCGUCGAUGACCUGCCAGUCCUCGCAGGCAGGCUAUCAAAGAAUCCAGGAGAUUACGCCGAGGAUAUUGACCCACCCUAUUCAUCGAGAUUGCCUACUAAUAACACACUGCAAUUUCAACCUUCUGUUGAACCUCCGCAGCACAGACACGCACCGCCUCGGCGUCCCCCUCCAGUGGAGUCGUCGUAUUCUUCUUCCCUGGACACUCUGUCUCAGUACACGCCUCAGGGAAGCUACUAUAACGAACGCGCUCAAGAUACAAAUGGUGCUUCAGCACAGAAUCCAUUUGAGCAAGUGGAGGAACACCCAACACAGAAUCAGACGGCAGCUCUUUUUGACUCAUUUGAUUACAACAACGUGAACUCGAAUUUGCAAGGUGAUGCAGCCCAGGUGCCAAUUAAUGAGCCUGAACCAAUGCAGGUUGAACCAGUGCAAGCCACUCACAGCAAUGAACCCGUGCAAAAACCUCACAAGUCCAAGCGCAGAAGGAGAAAGGUUGGUCUUGAUGACUUCCAAUUUCUUGCUGUUUUAGGAAAAGGUAAUUUUGGUAAGGUCAUGUUGGCUGAGUCAAGACACACGCUGAACUUGUGCGCCAUCAAGGUAUUGAAGAAGGACUUCAUUGUGGAAAAUGAGGAAGCUGAGAGCGUUAAGUCAGAGAAACAGGUUUUCUUGACUGCCAACAGGGAGAGACAUCCCUUCUUGCUUAACUUACAUUGCUGCUUCCAAACCGAGAACAGAAUUUACUUUGUCAUGGAGUAUGUCUCUGGUGGUGAUUUGAUGUGGCAUAUUCAAAAGUCGAGAUUCUCCGCCAAAAGAGCUAAAUUCUAUGCCUGUGAGGUCUUAUUGGCUUUAAAAUACUUCCAUGAUAACGGUAUCAUUUACCGUGACUUGAAGUUGGAUAACAUCUUGUUGACAACUCAAGGACAUAUCAAGAUUGGUGACUACGGUUUGUGUAAAGAAAACAUGUGGCAUAAGAACACGACAGGGACUUUCUGUGGUACACCGGAAUUCAUGGCUCCGGAAAUUAUUGCUGGCAAACAAUAUGACCGUUCCGUCGAUUGGUGGGCAUUCGGUGUGUUGAUGUUUCAAAUGUUGUUGUGUCAGAGUCCUUUCAAGGGUGAUGAUGAGGAUGACAUUUUCAAUGCUAUCGAGCACGAUGAUGUGAGAUACCCUAUCAGCAUGCCUCGUCAAACCGUUCUUGUCUUGCAAGCUUUGUUGACCAAGGAAUCCACGCAGAGACUCGGUAGCAGCGAAAGAGACGCCUUGGAGAUUAUGGAACACCCUUAUUUCCAGGAUGUGAACUUCGACGAUGUGCUCAACAUGAGAAUUCAGCCACCCUAUUUGCCUGAGAUCUCAAGCGAACACGACUACUCCAACUUCGACCAGGAGUUUACCUCCGAGACUCCAAGAUUGACUCCAGUGGAGACUGUCUUGACGUCUGAGAUGCAAGAACAAUUCCGUGGCUUCUCUCACAUUGCAGAUGAUGCUCCAGUGUAA
Candidozyma duobushaemuli is the source of this 5748-nucleotide messenger RNA. RefSeq names its product protein kinase C (gene PKC1). NCBI's taxonomy places the organism in Eukaryota, Fungi, Ascomycota, Pichiomycetes, Serinales, Metschnikowiaceae. The record is from RefSeq and is a predicted model, not a curated record. The transcript has 4 exons. The coding region runs from base 1 to 5748 and encodes 1915 amino acids. Gene Ontology annotation, molecular function: protein binding; diacylglycerol-dependent serine/threonine kinase activity; ATP binding. Gene Ontology annotation, biological process: fungal-type cell wall biogenesis; protein phosphorylation; signal transduction.